CUAAAACCUUCCAAAAUCCUCCUUUUUAUUUUUCCCCUAUAUUUCCACCAAUCCCUCAAAAUCCCAUUUUUGGUACUCCUUUCUAUAUACCCCAUGUACCCCAAAACCCUAAAAGUCAAAUAGAGGAAGAGCAUGCAAGAGUAGAAACAACCUGCUGUUGUAAAGAUAAAGAAGAAAGUAAAACAACUGUACAGGACAAACAUGUUGAGGGUCAUCCAUAUAACACAAGGUUCCAAGCAAAGAGAAUGAAGGAAAAUCUAGAAAAGACUGAAAAAUUAUUUCCUCUAAGGGAAGUACCUAUGGGGGGAGCCAGGGGAGGUAUAGGGUUUGUGAAUGCUCCAUUAACCGCUUCAGAGGUCAGAAACUUUAAGAAAGAAAUUAAACCCCUCCUGGAAGACCCUAUAGGUAUCUCCCAACAAUUGGAUCAGUUUUUAGGACCUAAUAUUUACAUGUGGGAGGAACUAAAUUCAAUUAUGGACAUAUUAUUUUCUUCGGAGGAAAAACAAAUGAUCAGAGCAGCAGGCAUGAGAAUAUGGGAGAGAGAAAAUCGAGGUGGCCCUAGAGGGGAGGACAAAAUGCCACUUAAUGUACCAGACUGGGAUCCCAACGAGGAGGAAGGAAGAACAAACAUAGACAAUACAGGACACUAAUAAUCAGAGGAAUAUGGGAGGCGGUACCAAGAACCAAUAAUGCCCGACUAGCUUUUGACAGCCAACAGGAGAAGGAUGAGUCUCCAAGUGCUUGGUUGGAGAGGUUAAAAAGAAAUUUUCAACUAUAUUCAAGUGUAGAUCCAGAUAGCCCAGAAGGGCAAGUGUUAGUCAAAAUACAAUUUGUUACGAAAGCAUGGGUGGAUAUAAGAAGGAAGCUAGAAAAGAUAGAUGAUUGGCAAGAAAAGGGUAUGAAUGAACUGUUAAGAGAAGCACAGAAGGUAUAUUUGAGGAGAGAUGAGGAGAAGACAAGAACCAAGGCUAAAAUCAUGGUAGCAGUAGCAAGAGAAAGUGCAGGAUUUGGAAAUGAUGGAUUGACUAGAGAGGGAAGGGAUAAGUAUACUGGACCUAGAGGAAAUGAAUUUAAAAAGCCAUUUGGUGGAAACAGUGAAUAUGCUAAAGACAGUAGAACACCGUGGAUGGAAAGGAGACCACCAUGGGCAGAGAUUACAUGUUUUUAUUGUGGUGAGAAAGGACACACAAGGAACUUUUGUAAAAAGAGAAAAAUAGAUGAUGCUAUGUCCCAAGAACAAGAGGAAUUAGAAAGAAAACUUAGAGGGAACGAUCAGGGGUGUCGGGGGCUCUAUGCUCUGAGGGAUGGAUUAGGUUAUCAAAAGGAGCCCCUGGUAAACUUGGAAAUUGGCCCUCAGAGCGAGGAAACCGAAUUCUUAGUAGACACUGGAGCAGACCGAUCAAGCGUUUCAAAAAUCCCUAAAGGAUGCAAAUUGAGUAAUAGGACUUGCAAAGUUAGAGGUGCUGAAAAUAAUCCUUUUGAAGUACCUAUCAUAGAGGAUGUAACAGUGAAGGGAAGUUUCAGAGAAGGCUGUACUGACCUCCUAUAUUUGCCAGAACUUGAUUCGAAUCUCCUAGGCCGGGACUUACAGGUGCAACUAAAAAUAGGAGUGGUGCCAGAAGGAAAACAUAUGGUGGCAAAGAUGAUGUUAUUAAAAGAUGAGGAUGAAAAAGGAAUUAACACGAAUGUGUGGGCAGAGGAAGGCAAAUAUGGGUUGCUAGACAUUACACCUAUUCAGAUUGAAAUGAAACCAAACCUUCCUCCAAUUAGAGUUAAGCAGUAUCCAAUUUCUGUAGAAGGAAAACAAGGACUGAAACCAGUUAUCAAAAAUUUGCUAAAGGAAGGUAUAUUAGAACCAUGCAUGUCACCGCACAACACACCUAUAUUACCUAUCAGGAAACCAGAUGGUACAUAUCGUUUGGUUCAAGACUUACGAGAGGUAAAUAAACAAACAAUUACAAGGUAUCCUGUAGUUGCCAACCCAUAUAAUUUACUAAGUAAAGUACCAGCAACCCAUGCAUGGUUCAGUGUUAUAGAUUUAAAAGAUGCAUUUUGGUCGUGCCCACUAGAGAAAGAAAGCAGGAAAUGGUUUGCGUUUGAGUGGGAAGAUGAGGAGACAGGAAGGAAACAACAAUUACAGUGGACAAGGUUACCACAAGGUUUUACAGAGUCACCUAAUUUGUUUGGACAGACUUUGGAGGAAAUAAUGAAGUACUUUACACCUGAGGACAAUACCCAAGUUCUGCAAUAUGUGGACGAUUUAUUAAUUUCUGGAGAACAAAAGGAGGAGGUACAGAAAACAACAGUUAACUUGUUGAACUUCUUAGGUGAAAAAGGGUUGAAAGUAUCAAAAAGAAAAUUGCAAUUUGUGGAACCCGAAGUAAAAUAUUUAGGACAUUUAAUUGGAAAAGGUUAUAAGAAAUUAGAUGCUGAUCGAAUUCAAGGGAUACUUUCGUUACCAGCACCAAAAACAAAAACAGACAUAAGAAAAUUAUUAGGACUAAUUGGAUAUUGUAAGUUGUGGAUUGAUGGUCAUACAAAAUUAGUCAAAUUUUUAUACAAUAAAUUAGUCGAAGAUGAACCUGUUAAUUGGAAUGAAGAUGAUGAUGCAAAAUUAGAAGAACUCAAAGAGAAAUUAGCGAAUGCUCCAGUUCUAGGUUUACCGGACUUAAAUAGACUGUUUGAAUUGUUUGUUAACGUUGAAGAUGGAAUAGCCUAUGGUGUUAUAACACAAGAUUGGUGCGGGGUACGGAAACCUAUAGCCUAUCUUUCAAAAUUAAUGGACCCAGUUGUCAGAGGCUGGCCUACGUGCCUUCAAGCUGUAGCUGCCACAGUAACCCUGGUAGAAGAAGGCUACAAACUAACCUUAGGGAACAAAAUCAAAGUGUAUACACCCCAUGAUUUAAAAAGCCUACUGAGCAAACGAGCCUGUCAGUGGAUUUCUGACAGCCGACUGUUAAAAUAUGAAUUGAUUUUAAAUAACAGUGGCAACAUAGAAUUAUCCACCACCAGGAUACAAAACCCUGCCCAAUUUUUAUACGGAGAACCUAAGGAAGAGCUCGAACACCACUGCCUCGAGACCAUAGAUAUGCAAAUAAAAGUAAGAGAGGAUUUACAGGAACAGCCAAUACCAGAAGGAGAAAUACUUUUUGUAGAUGGGUCAUCUCGGGUGGUGGAUGGGAAGCGAGCAUCAGGAUAUGCAGUAGUGGAUGGCCAUACUAUGAUAAUAGUAGAACAAGGAAAAUUACCUGUAAACUGGUCAGCUCAGUGCUGUGAAAUCUAUGCACUAUUGAGAGGAUUGAAGCAGCUUGAAGGAAAAAGUGGAACUAUUUAUACUGACUCUAAACAUGCUUAUGGAGUAGUCCACACCUUUGGUAAGAUUUGGGCAGAAAGAGGAUUUAUUAAUACAAAAGGCAAAACCCUAAUCCACAAAGGUCUCAUAAAAACAGUUUUAGAAGCUCUGAAAAGGCCUAAGGAAAUUGCUAUUGUUCAUGUGAAAGGACACCAAAGAGGGGACACUAAGGACAUAGAAGGAAAUAAUUUAGCUGAUAUGGCAGCAAAACAGGCUGCUCUAGAGGACUCAGAAAAGAUCUUUAAGUUGAAUGAAAUAGGAGAUGGGAAGGAAGAGGAUAAAAGAAUAGAAGAAAUUCCUGUUUUUGAUGAAAAAGAGCAAGAAGAGCUACUAAAACAAGGUGCAAUAUUGAAGGAAACAGGAAAAUGGGAAAUGCCAGAUGGGAGGCAAAUACUAAACAAAGCACUCACCAGAAAGAUAUUGGAAGACCUGCAUGCAUCAACCCAUUGGGGGACUCAAGCGUUACAUGACCAUUUUAUGAGGACCUAUGGCAUUGUUAUAACUCCACUUCUGCUUUUGCUUUUUCUUGGAUCAUCCUCCUCUGUGCCUUUUACAUCCAUAUUCUCGCAGCUGUUUAUGACUGUUGUAGUCCCUCUUAUUAUUGGACAGUCCAGGAGAGCUGCAGGGAGGAGAGGUACCCUGGGAGAUGAGCUCUCCAGGAGCUUUUUGCAGAGGACCAAAGAAAUGGAUAAACAGCAUUCAGAACACAUUCAGUCCCUACCAAGACCUGACUCAGCAGGGAACAGAGCCUCCUUUCCACAGAAUGCAGAAUAUGAAGGAAAGAUUGUCCGAAGAUACAUCAAGGACUGGCUUGAAAGGAAGAAGCCUCCAUUUGGUGCUAUCAGCAGCUGUGUGCUCCUGAUGAUCAUCUACACGACGUUCUGCGAUACUUUUGCCAAUCCAAAUAUUGACCUGGAUAAAUUUAGCUUGAUUAUAAUCGUGUUCAUAAUAUUUUCUGUUCAGAUGAGCUUCAUGUUUUUGACUUUCCUCUUCUCCACAAGGAAUAACUCUACUUUCACACCAGCAGACACAGUGGCUAUCGUUUUCUGUUCCACACACAAAUCCCUCACCCUGGGGAUUCCCAUGCUGAAGAUAGUAUUUGCAGGUUAUGAAUACCUGUCCUUAAUUUCCGUCCCUUUGCUCAUCUAUCAUCCUGCUCAGAUCCUUCUUGGCAGUCUGUUGGUACCAACGAUAAAAUCCUGGAUGGUUUCUAGGCAAAAGGCACUGAAAUUAACCAGGCAGCCCAAAGCACCCGUGAAGGUAUAAUUGUGGAGAUGGCCUGUGUCACAGUGAAUGUAUAUAUGUACUAUACUGUACACACGGACAAUUGACACAGCUGGGUUUUGUGAAUGUUGCUUUAGUGCAUAUUUUAUUUUUUUAUAUAUAUCUAUAUCUAUAUAUAUAUAUAUUAAAAGAUACCUGUUAAGUGCCUUACAGAUGCAUUUUUGGCAAAAGCAUUGUUUUCAGAAGCCACUUUGUUGGUUGCUGCAAUAGGUUGUACAGUAUUUUGGAAUCCAUUAGUUUAUUUUUCUAACCGAGUGAAUGGUCAUGCCUGACAGCUGGUUCUUCCAUUGCCCCUGCUUUGAAGCCAGGGUGCACCAGCAGCAAGUCUCUGUUUUAAACUAGCCAAAAUGACCAGGAGCCUAUCCCACUGCUGGCUUACCAGCUCUUCUCUUGGGGAAGAGCUUUCUGAAGGUUUUUUUUCUGAGAUUGACUUGAAUUUCUGUGUGACUCUGUUACACUCCCUAGUCAUAUGACUGUGACAUGCCUUUUUCUUCUGAGUUUGUGUAUACUCAGCAUGGGGCCAUCCAAUGGAUAGAAGCUGAAAAGCAUGAAUUAUUUGCAUUUGUUGACACUGUUGUCUAGACAUUCCUUCAAAGUUAAUGGUAUCUCAAGAAAAUUCUUUCAAUUCCAUUGUAUGAUAUUGUGCCAUUGUAUAUCUUAAAUGCCUCAUAAGCUUCUUCAAAGAAAUGGUCUGGUGCUUGGGUUAUGAGUGAAGUAUUUGUGUUUGCAGUUACGAGAUCUUUUUAUCAUUUACCCAUGAAGAACACGAAUUUUUGGUUUUCUUUUUUUCUUCUCCUUCCUCCUGUGCAAUGCACAGAGAUCUGCACAGAGAAUUUAGGAUGCUGAAACAGAGCCUUUAUUGUAGUAAGCUAAGCUAUGUUUUCUCUCUUACUGCAUUGGUAAUGAAUAGUGGCUUAUGAGGAUAAAAAAGUUGACAAUUUAUUAUUUUUUUGCUAAUUAAAAGGAUCCUUAUAGUAACAGAAACGCUAUCUUAGCUCAUUUGACAAUCAAUCACAACUUUUUAAGAAAUAAUAUUACUCUUUUUAAUAAACUUAGGUAAAAAAAGAAUACAAAAUACUAUUUCUAGGCAUUGAAGAUAAAGGAAUGCAGGCAUAUAUUUACACAUGCAGCCAGCACUACAUCUUGUCUGGGAGAUGAAGAUUUCAGAAACAUGCUCUAGCCCAGACUGGGGGGUGCGCCUAUCUCCAAAAACUGUGCUGGCAAUUGUGCAUUAAAAUAUUAAGUAAGGAAAGGAAUAGGUCGAUGGGACAUCAAUAUAAAUGCAGAGCUUCCAUGUGUGUCAUGGUUAACAUUGCAGCUAAAGGUGUGGCUGAGUGCAAACACCUCGGAGCAAGUCUGUAGCAAAUGGAGAUUAUCAGAGCUCUGAUUAGCCUGAAAUCCUUUACACAAGCUGAAGAUCUUCUAUGUGACAAUAAGCAUGUGAAAUUCAUAUCCUUUUGCCUUACUGAAAAACAAAAAAAUGUGCUUGGUUUACUUAGUCUGUUACUUCCAGUCCUGUGAACAACAGGAAAAAAAUAAUCUGGUACCAAUCCUCGGUGCUUUAUCUGAUGGCCACUUCCUGUUGCCAUCUGCAUGAGACACAGCAGGGAGCUGACAGCAUCCCCCUGUUCAGAACUGGCACACCAAUAAAAGGACCAUGUGACAAAGUUAUGGGAGGUGGCACAUGCUGAAUUCUUUCCUUCCCUGGAGGGGGAUCAAGCUCUCCCUGCUGAGUCGGCAGGAGGGCUGAGGGACACUGUCCACUGCCCAUGUCCCCAGGGCACUGCUCUCUUCCCAUUGGGCAGUGGGCAGUGAGUUCACAGGUUGAUCAGUGCAUCCCUAGAUAGCACAGGCAGAUCAGCCAACAGGCCUGCUAGGAAAUAGAGAAUUCCUGGGCCAAAUUCAAGUUUCCACUUCCUUAAACAUUCUAAGUGGUAACUGAUUCCAUAUGGGAAAAAAUUCCUCUGGGUUUAAAAAACCUGUUUGUAGCAGGGGACAGCGUCUGGACUCAGGACAGUUUCUUUAUGUUCUACUUCCAUAAACCUGAAUUUCCAGAGAAUAUAAAGACUUAAUCCCAAUCCCACUGAAUUCAGUGACUCUUUGUGUUGGUUUUGAAUGGUGAGACAACAGGCCCAGAGGCAGUGUUCCCUUUUCAAAAUACAUAGCAGGAGUUCAAGCACACAGUAGCUGACUGUGGUUGUGUCAACGCUAAACAAUCAGAACACUGCAAGUACCCUUACUGAGCUACCUCUGUGUACUGAAUCUCUGCCUUUCAGUACUUCCAACAACUUGCUUAGAUUCCAUUGAACACAUCCUUUGUUUUUUGGGGGUUUUUUUUCAACCUGUAAGACUAUUUCAAAGUGUUUUACAAUGUAGUUUUGUUAGUCUCUUUACAAAGUCCUUGUUGAUUGCUUUGGGGCAGCUUAAAUAUUGUGUAUGAUGUUGGAGGUGUUGGUCUAAAGGGAAUAUCAAGCUAAACUAAAAUACAUGUUUUAAAUUCAUACUUAAUGAAACUGAAUUGUGCGCAUCAAUUCUGUUAAGACUGUUAAGAUGUUUGUUUUAUGACUUGCUAUAUGUCUUUAAUAAACAGAAUGGUUUUGAAUUCAAUUUUGUUAAAAGGAAAACACGAUAAAAUUAUUUAUCCUUUAGGUCACAUUUUUACCUCUGUUAUCUGUUUUAUUCUUUUGUGGGUGAGCUGUUAAACUUUUUGCUUGUUUUUUAAAACAAAAGCCCAUUAACUGUCUGGAAAUACUUUAUGAACUUGGGGAAAGUCCUCAGAAUGCUGCUAAUUGUCAUCAAUUGAAAAUUAAUUCAUUGAACCUAUAUAGUUUUUCAGUAAAAGGUUAGAACAACUCUGAAUCUUUUCAACUUCCUGGCUGUAAAUAUAACUGUUAUUAAACAUAAUCAGGCAAAACUGAUGGCAAAUGAGAACUUUGCCCUUGUUACACCAUGAAGAUUUUCUUGAUCAUCAAUUUCUGCAUCUCUAUAAUCCCAUCCAGUGACAGCAGAGGAAAAAACCCACCCAAACAAUAAAACAGCACUUCAGAGGUCACGGACAAUGUUAGCACUUUGUGUUGAAUUACUGAAAUAUUUUAUUUCCCUUUUUGUGCAUUAAAUUGAAAAGCUUUUGAUAACUCCAGUAACUUAUCAAGAUAAACAAUUUUUACUGUAGUU
This is a messenger RNA of Passer montanus (Eurasian tree sparrow), 7810 nucleotides long. RefSeq lists its product as uncharacterized. The coding region runs from base 899 to 4618 and encodes 1239 amino acids. Gene Ontology annotation, biological process: proteolysis. NCBI's taxonomy places the organism in Eukaryota, Metazoa, Chordata, Aves, Passeriformes, Passeridae. The record is from RefSeq and is a predicted model, not a curated record. The transcript has 10 exons. Gene Ontology annotation, molecular function: nucleic acid binding; aspartic-type endopeptidase activity; RNA-DNA hybrid ribonuclease activity.